Penicillium cataractarum is the source of this 1587-nucleotide messenger RNA. RefSeq names its product amino acid/polyamine transporter I. Gene Ontology annotation, molecular function: transmembrane transporter activity. The transcript has a single exon. Lineage: Eukaryota; Fungi; Ascomycota; Eurotiomycetes; Eurotiales; Aspergillaceae. The record is from RefSeq and is a predicted model, not a curated record. Gene Ontology annotation, cellular component: membrane. Gene Ontology annotation, biological process: transmembrane transport. The coding region runs from base 1 to 1587 and encodes 528 amino acids.
AUGACUGACAUUGACCAUACUUAUGACAAAUCCCUCUCAAAAGCCGAGCAGGGUGAUAAUCAAGAUGACCCCGAUCAAGCCCUUGGUUCUAUGGGGUAUACCUCGGAGCUUCGCCGUAAUCGCUCAAUGUUUACCCUUCUUUUCCAGUCGCUGGCCAUCGCCGCGGUUCCCUUUGGAGAAAGCACGACCUUUAUACAAGUAAUCUACGGUGGAGGUCAGCUCUCAAUAUUCGUCGGCUGGAUUUUGGUCUGCCUUCUAGAUCAGUGUGUGGCUAUGUCACUCGCUGAGCUUGCUUCUCGAUACCCAACCUCUGCUGGUCCAUACUACUGGUCUUUUCAACUAUCUGGCAAACAUUCCAAGCUUGUGUCCUUUGUCACAGCAUGGAUCUGGCUGAUUGGAAAUUGGACUGUGACACUUUCAGUGAACUUCGCAUUCGCGGGACUGCUAGUUGCUACAGUGUCAAUCUUCUCGAAUUGGGAAGCCAAUGACUGGCAGCUGCUUCUUGUCUUCUACGCGAUUUGCAUUUUGGCCUUUGUGAUUUGUGGUUUCGGCAACCGAUUUCUACCCAUGGUGGACACUAUAUGUGCCGGUUGGACUAUAAUGACGAUGAUUGUGAUCAUGAUUGUUAUUUGUGUUCCAGCUAAGGCUGGAAGGCAUGAUGCAGCUACUGCACUAGGCUACUAUGACAGCUCACUGUCGGGUUGGGGGAAGUUCUCAUUCUUCAUCGGCCUACUGCCCCCGGCCUUCAUAUUCUGUGCGAUAGGAAUGAUCACAUCGAUGUCAGAGGAGGUGCUCUCCCCUGCCACUAAAGUACCACGAGCUAUGGCACUGUGUGUACCAGUUGGUGGCAUCACCGGCCUUUUCUAUGUGAUGCCUCUAUGCUUCACUCUCCCAAGUUUGACCGAUAUCCUCAAUGCACCGAGCGGCCAACCUAUACCAUACAUAUUUCACCGCGUUACUGGGACCCGUGAGGGUGCAGUUGGGCUAGUCUCCCUGAUCAUUUUGAUUGGUUUUUUCUGCUCAAUUAGUAUCACCAAUGCGGCAUCUCGCACAACCUGGGCUCUCGCGAGGGACAAGGCUAUUCCCUUAUCGCGGCUAUUUUCCCAUGUUGACGAGCGCUUCCACGUUCCAAUUUGGGCACUAGGUCUAGUGACAGUUGUGCAAAUGUUGCUGGGGUUGAUCAACCUGGGCAGCACGAGUGCCUUUACUGCGUUCGUUUCUGUUGGGGUCAUUGCGCUCGCUGUCACAUAUGCAAUCCCGAUUAGCCUUUCAUUGUUCCAAGAUCGGCGAACUGAGGUGGAGAAGGCGCAGUGGCAUUGUGGUCGAGCUCUCGGUUCAACGCUGAAUAUUAUUUCCCUUACAUGGAUAGCAUUUCAGCUUGUCCUAUUUAGCCUGCCGUCUGUCUUACCAGUUACACCGGUGUCCAUGAACUACGCGUCGGUCGUUUUCAUAGGGCUCACUGCGAUGGCUUUUGUGUGGUAUAUUAUCCACGCGAGAAAAGGUACGUCGUUCUGGAAUUUUCGAGUUGCGGUUUGCUCACUCCAUUCAGUCUACGUAGGUCCACCUGUUUUGGGAGAGAGUGACUAG